GUUCGUUCAUUCCACAUGGACUGUACGGCUCAUUGACAGGUCUCUGUCUCAGGGAAGGCCUACAUGUACCUACCUACUACACACACCAACUUCGUUUCUGCUGCUUUGGGGAGUCGUGCCCUCGUGCACAUGCACAAGGACACAAGGAAAGAGACCUCUUCUCGCGACGCUGAACCACCCCAUCAGACGGAGAAGGCAUCAUUAUGGCGUCUCGCGGGCUCACUGGCAGCGGCACCGGGUGAUAGUGGCGAUAGAGUUGGCCGCCGGGCUGGCUGAAGGGUGUUAACGUGACAGGGCUGACCCCGGGAUGGAUCGACGCGAGAGCAGGGGCAGAGGGGACGGCCGUGAAUGGCGUGAAUGGCGUGAGAGAGGGGGCCGGUAUAAUUCGCGGCAGAGAUGGGUCAUAAGACAGGCGCCUCUGUGCGACAUGGACCGGGCGCACUUGCUGGUGCAGCGAGCCGACUGAUUUGCUGCGAGUGGGCAUCUGCGGCGCCUUCUUGGCAGGAGGGGGGAUCAGCCGACCAAGCCCGUUGGGGAGGCCUCUCUCGAAUGUGAUGUACUCGAACUCCCCUGAGUGGAGCCGGUCCGCAAUCUUGGGAGACGACGGCCUGCCCUCCUUGGCUGCCGGGGGGCUGAUCGGCGAUUCAGCUGUCUCGCCGGCAGGCUGCGCCUCACCGAUAUCUUCUUCGGGCCCCUUCCCUUCGUCCGCUUUUUCUUCUCCCCCUUGCUUCUGCCUCUCCUCUGCCUCCUCAAAGCUCACGAAGCGGCUGGUUGGUUCCUCGGGCGCCUCGACCCGCUCCUCUCCUUCUGCUUGCUUCGUCUCCUCGGGUUCCUCCUCUGACUCCUCGUCAAAAUCCUCGGCCUCGCCUGUAGAAGAGACAGACAGGGAGCCUACGUGGGUUCAUGUAUGUGUGAAUGCGACAGCAUGGCGCGUACCCUCUAUGAACGGAUGGAAGCUCAUCCACCCCAUCGGCGAGGCGGCAUAUGAGAUCGGGCUGGACUCUGCAGAAUGGCUCUCUCUUUCUCGCCUCACAUGGAAUGACGUCUUCCGCAUGCUCGCAAAAGAUUGAAAUUUGAGCGCACCAAACAUCUGGAGGGAGAACAUGGGAGACACCAAGUGGAUGUUUCGGGUCUACUGAUUCUCUCCUCACCUCAUUGAGGCGGCCCUCAUACUCCACACCCUUCCUCAGUGACAUCUCAAGCGCCUUGCGCGCCUUCUCGAAACUCUGUCAAAACGCACACACAAGCCUAUCAUAGCUGGCGCCUCUACUGUUCUUGUACCUCCAUGAGAGUCGCUCUCUCUUGCUUGAGCCUUUCAACGCGCUGCAGCAGAAUCGCCUCGUUCUCCCGAUGCUUGGCCAGCUCCUUGUUUUGUCGUUCAUUCCGCUCCUGGUAGGAAUGCACGUCCUCCUCAAGUUUGGCAAUCUGACUGACGAGGUCAGGCUCCGACGGGCCCGCAGGGGGCGAGGGAAGAGGUUUGGCCGCCGCAGGGUGCUCCCCUCUUUCCUUCCCCAGCUCCCCAGCAGCAGCAGCAGCAGCAGCAGCAGCAGGACGUUUGCCCUUGGCCACCAGAGAUAGCCGGCGGCUCGGAUCCGAGUACUUGGACUCCGUAGACUCAUCUCAAUUCCUUGGGAUCUUCCGGCUGUGCCUCUGGCGGGGCUUUGACCCUCCUCCCUUGAGCUGGACCAGGACUCCGUUUUGCACUGCCAGAAGGCGCUGAGACCUUGACGAUGGAGAACCUGCUCUUGGCGACGGCCUUGCUCCUCCCCUUCUUGGUGCCCUCUGCAGCCUGAGGCUCAGGGAGGAGGGGACGAGGCUGUGACGGGGCGUCUUCUUCCUGCACGGGACAAAGUCGGGAAGGCACUGGAUGUCUCUUGCAACACAAUUGUCGUGGUGUGCGGUCACCUGUUUGCUCAUUGCAGCUCCUUCGCCGUGGUGCAAG
This is a messenger RNA of Vitrella brassicaformis, 1942 nucleotides long. The record is from the annotation of a GenBank genome assembly. Lineage: Eukaryota; Vitrellaceae.